Molecule: messenger RNA, 1869 nt
Organism: Brienomyrus brachyistius
Lineage: Eukaryota; Metazoa; Chordata; Actinopteri; Osteoglossiformes; Mormyridae
Gene: terf2
Product: telomeric repeat binding factor a
Exons: 11
Coding region: 35-1639 (534 amino acids)
Biological process (GO): protein localization to chromosome, telomeric region; telomeric loop formation; negative regulation of telomeric D-loop disassembly
Cellular component (GO): nucleus; chromosome, telomeric region; shelterin complex
Molecular function (GO): telomerase activity; G-rich strand telomeric DNA binding; protein homodimerization activity
Source: RefSeq, a predicted model, not a curated record
GUUACAUCACUUAACUUCCGCUUCUGGGAAGAACAUGGCGGUAAAUGAGAAUGUAUCGCGUAUUUACGGACAGAGAAAUGAUGAAAUUGUCGAUUUGGACCGUGUGGUGAAUCGAUGGAGUUUGGAUUACUACUUGUUUUCCGCGCAGCAAGCCUUUAGAGAUGGACAGUACGACGACUUCUGUCAGAUUAGGGACAUUAUACAAAAUUUGCUGGCUCGACCUAUCGAGUUCUCAGACGGCGUGAGAAAGAAGCUCCGUGUAAUGCAGUUCCUGUCCCGCAUAAACGAUGGAGACAGACUGGACUGUAUUUUCGACUCUCAGGAAUCCUGCACCCCCCUGGAAUCUGCCUUGUCUGUGUUGGAGUCCAUCGGCCAGGAGACGGAGGUGCCUCAGCAGGAACUGGAGAGAGUCCACAAGUCCAUCUGCCAGAUGAUUGUAGUUCUGUGCCUUAAGAAUGGAGAGUUUGAGAAGGCCAGGGACCGACUCCAUGAAUACUUCCCUGAAGGACUGACAGGAAGGGGUGCCGUCUUCCUGAAUCUGGCGCAGCAGGGGAUCAGCUCACACGACGCCCUCGAGAAGGUCACCUUUCAGCAGUUUAGACAGGACAUGUUGACGUUCUCUGCCAGCCUCUUCCCCAGCUCUGAACCCUUCCUCUUCAAGAUGGCUCGGAAGGUCCAUGCCUUGAGACCCGUGGUGGAGAACGACAAGGUUGCUGAACCGGAACCAGCUCUGGAAUCGGACGGCGUCUCGGUGAGGCCGACGGAGCCGGAGGACAGCGGCACCAUCGCAGGACCCAGCUUCCUGAAGCUCCGCCUCCUGAAGUCCGCCUUCGCACAGCUGGCAGCAGAGCAGGACCUACUUACUACCUUCACCGAGCUGCAGGAGGCGCUAGAGCAGGAGCUACAAGAGGAGAACAGCAUGUGUGCGGGCGCCACCUCCCCGCAGCCCCCCGCUCUGCGUGCGCGACCACCAGGGGGCGCUGGCAGUCCCAGGGAGGGCUCACAGGCGGAGAUGCCUGUGCAGGACCAGCAGAGGCCAUACACUGUGUCCAGGUUGGUUAUGGAGCCCGACAGUCAGCCCAGUGAGUUGGAGUCCUCAGCCAGCCAAGAGGAGGCCUCGGGAGGCCAGGAGAAGCACGUGGCCCGCCAGGAGGAGGCUGCAGCCAGUCCCAGUCCCCAGGGGAGCCCCCUGGCCCCCCACCAUCCCCGCCACAGGAAUCCCGGGAGAGCUGCAUAUAGCAGAUGUUUCCCCGCUGACGAGGAGGACAGUUCGGACAUGUCGGACACUCCGGAAGGCCUGGACGAGAACAGGGUCGCGCAGCGCUCACCGUCCCCAGGGAAACGGUCCAGAGUGCUUGCAGUGGUGGAGGGAACAAAGGCUGAGUGGAGUGAUGAGGAGUCAUUGUUCGGUUCGCCGAUGAGAAUCGGCUCCAGGGACAGCACAUCUGGUGAUGGUUCUGGAGGCCAAAUUUUAAAGAAGAAGUGGACGGUGGAGGAGAGCGAGUGGCUCAAGAAGGGAGUGGCCAAGUAUGGCGAAGGAAACUGGGCCCAGAUACGGAACAGCUUCCCCUUCGUGGGCCGGACCUCAGUCAAUAUCAAGGACAGGUGGAGGACCAUGAGAAAGCUGAAGAUGGUGUGAUCCUCCAAAGGCUCGGAGCCAGACUGAGACUCCCAAGGUUGUGGAGACUGGAGCUGCUCGUGAUUUAGCCAGGAGCUGCGAGGUUUAUUGCUUUUUGCAUAUCACACAUUCAUUUGUUGGUGAGGUUGGUGAUCUUGACAGCUGAGGGCAGCUUCCAGGUGCUACGUGAAAGUGAACCCCCCCCCCCCCCACAGUUCUUUGAGAAAUGCCGACCUUUAAAAGGUUACUGA